AUGUUAGACGUUGAAAUCAAUCCGGCAUUUUUCAGUGGGCCGCUUCUACCGGAGUUACUACGCCGAGUUAUGGAGUAUCUCUGUGAUGAUCUCACUUCUCUGCGAUCGGCAGCCUUGGUGAACAAGUCCUGGGCUGCGGAAGCCAUCAGUGUCCUUUGGCAAAAGCCGCCGGUGGCAGCUUUGGCCGCGAGCCUAGCUCACCACCGCCAAUUCUACGCGCGUCAGAGUUCCCAAGCUAAAGCGCCUGACAAUCGACUUAGCGUUUUGAUCGAUUAUGCAUUCGAGGGAAUAAACACCGACCGCCUAAUAAAAUUCUUUGACGGUUGCAGAUCUCUAAGAUCAAUUCGUCUUCCAUCUUUUAUGGACGCCUUCGUCGACGACCAGAUGCUUGCCUAUCUUGCCCGUCAUAAUGGUCUGGAGGACUUGGAACUGGGAAAGACCAUCACUUAUGAGAUGAUUGAGAGGGCCAUGGAUGGGGUAGAGGCUCCUUUUAAGUCUAUCCGGCGCCUCACAGUUCAAUUGAAAUCGAAAGCAGUCGAACCCCUCACUGCAGCCAUCAAAUCUGCUACUAAUCUUGUACUUACCGUUGACGAUAACGAACUGAGCCCUUUGCCACUGGUUAGGUCACUCACCAAGCUGACCGAACUUGAGAUUGCAUUUUGCCAGGACGGAAUUUGGCCGGCCACAGACCUACUUGCACUCAAGGAAUUGAAGAAUUUACGCAGACUGUGUAUAUCUUCAUUCGAGGACCCCCCAGCGUUCCCCGCACUCACAGACCAAGAGUUCAUCCAGGUUUUCGAGGAUAUGCGUGGCCUUCAGGACUUGGUAUUCCAGGUCCAGUGCAAAUUGUCAAUAGUAGCGAUCACUUCGCUAGGAACGCAUUGUCGUGAACUUGAAUCUUGUGAGAUAUUUGGCUCGUAUGACUUGCGUGGCUGGUCAACCAUCGAACGACCGCUCUUUCCACACUUAAGGCAGCUUGAACUCGGAGCUGCAGUGCCUGCUGAGCGAGUAUCAGAGUCAUCCUCAAUGACUACACAUGCCCAGGUGGUCGCACAGCUAAUCGUGGAGCAUGCGCCAAACCUGGAAGAAUUUUAUCUACAGGAUCAUGAUGAGUUUUCCAACCAGGUGGUGGCAGCAUUCAAAGCCCAGACUGGGAACAAAUACAACUCAUAG
Molecule: messenger RNA, 1173 nt
Organism: Aspergillus nomiae NRRL 13137
Lineage: Eukaryota; Fungi; Ascomycota; Eurotiomycetes; Eurotiales; Aspergillaceae
Exons: 4
Coding region: 1-1173 (390 amino acids)
Source: RefSeq, a predicted model, not a curated record